CACUACUUGAAAUACGAUCACCGUGAAAUUUCGUUUUUUAAAUAAGCGAUCGUAAUGGAAGACCAGUUGUAAAUAGUCUCUAACGUGGCCCAAAAUACAAGGAUAAUGGACAUAUAAGAGACUCUUUAAAUCUUAACUUCAUUCAUUGUAGCUUGAAAGAGGAAGUUCUUAUGGAGGUUUCAAGCCGAGCUAAUUCAACAAUGUAAUGUGUGCCUACUUAUAAAAGCGUCUGCCUAAAAAGUGAACAAAAAUGGACUUUUCUAAGAUUGUUUUCGUAUUGGUGGUGGUUUUAACAGCUAAAUGCAACGCAUGUCCUGGUCGAUGCAUGUGCUGCCUGACCGACAAAUGUGAAACUGACAAAAAAGGCCAGGAUCAGGUGUGUACGGGUGGCUGCAUCGAUGGAUUUUAUCAACCUCGCUGCAUGUGGCCCUGUCCAGGAAACUGUCAGUCUUGUCGCCAAGCCGACGGUUCAUGUCUAUCAUGUAAACCAGGAUUCUACGAACUAUCUAGCGAUUGUUCAAAACCAUGUGAUAACUGCGCAUGUUACCAAAGCGAAUGUGAUACUUGCCUUGAUGGGUUUUACGAUGUUGGCCAAAAUUGCAAUUCGGUUUGUUCAAAAGGUUGCAAUGAAGGGAAAUGCCAUGACGAUGGAAAAUGCGACUGUAUGGACAAUUUUGAAGGUGAUAAAUGUGACGUAUGCGUUCAAGGGAAAUAUGGAGAACUUUGCAGUAAUAAUUGUAACAACAAGAACUGCAGAUGCACAAACGCAACAAAUUGUAUUUCUUGCAAGCCUGGCCAUUUUGACCUCUCUAGUUUUUGUUCGAAACCAUGUUCCGUGGGCUGUGAGGACAUUUGUAACAAUGAUGGCAACUGUACAUGUCAAAUGCAAUUUUCCGGAAGCACCUGUGAGAAUUGUAUACCUGGAUAUUACGGUGACAACUGCGACACUCCAUGUACAAAUGGUUGCAGCAAUGGAACGUGCAACAGAGACGGGACUUGCGACUGUUUACCCAAUUUUACAGGAACAAUGUGCGAAACCUGUGUUGCAGGGAAUCAUGGUAAUUCCUGUGAUAAACCAUGCGGACAAGGUUGUACAGGCAACGUCUGUAACAAAGGCGACGGCACAUGUAAUUGUACUAACAACUUCAAAGGAGCAAUAUGUGAAAUUUGUAAUGACGGUUAUUAUGGUAAUCAUUGCCAUUUAUCUUGCCCGGAUCGCUGUUAUAGUUGCUCUUCAAUUGAAGACUGUUUAACGUGUGAAGAAGGAUUUUAUGGUUUAGACUGCUCAAACAACUGCUCAGUUAAUUGUCUGAUAUCUCGAUGUGAAAAAGGGGAUGGCUUUUGUACGGAUGGUUGUGUGGAUGGAUCAACAGGGGAAACCUGCAAUGACAGAUGUGAAAGCAUUUGUAAAACAUGUUCUCAGACAAAUUCAUCAAACUGCAAGUCGUGUUUCGGUGGAUUUAGCGGACCUGGUUGUAAAUGUUUUCCAAACUGCCAAUGUGAACUAAACAGUGAAGUGUGUAAUGAGUGCAUAAAUGGAUUCGCACUGCAAAGCAAAGAUUGUAAAUGUAACAUUAAGUACUGCAUUGAUAGCUCGUAUUGUACAUCAUGUCAGAAUGACACGUUUUAUACCUAUGAUGGUACGUGCUGUGAAUGUAGUAGUCAUUGCAAGAAUAGAGAAUGUUCUUCAGAGAACCAGUGUUUGAGAGGUUGUGAUGACGGAUAUACUGGUGAUGAUUGCGAAACCUCAUGUACUAGUUUUGAUAGUGAGUGCGAAUCUUGCAACCAAACAGGAAUGUUUUGUUUACACUGCAAAGAAGAAUUCUAUCCAAACAGUGGUAAAUGCAUGCCCUGUAAGGCAAACUGCAAAGGUUGUGCUCAAGACACGGGCAGAUGCAAUGAAUGUACAAUAAAUACUGUCUAUGGACCUUUUUGUAACAUGACAUGUAAUUCCAAUUGCGAAGGAUCUCAAUGUGACAGAACCUCGGGGGAUUGUACUGGAUGCGUUACAAAUAUGUAUGGCACAAAGUGUGACAAAAACUGUCCAGACACGUGUGCAGACAACGGUGAAAAAACGAAAUGCAAUAUUGAAGGUCAUUGCAUUAACAGUUGUAUACUAGGUUAUGAGGGACCGUUUUGUAACAUUGCUGCUGCGCAGGGAGAGAAGGGUGGAGGUCAAGUUUCAGGGGCCGUCAUAGGGGGAGGUGCGGCCGGGGGUGUAAUCGUAGUUGGUGUAGUGGUCGCUGCAAUCGUCCUGCUUCUUCGGAGGUCACAAAACCGUUUUUAUUCGAAAGCACAUACAGCGGUCAAAGAGACAGACAUAAUCUCAACGUACGAAAACGCUUUAAAUAUUUCGACACCAAAUACACACGUUUCCAAGGAGAAACGUCAGAUACAAGCACCUGCCAGACAAAUCAUUAAAGAGAGGCAAAGGAAGACCAUACCGGAACCACAACCGAAAACAGAAGACAACCUAGAAAUAGAUGAGAAUGACACUAUUGCUAGGGAUAUAGCAAUUCAGUUCGAAGAAAAGGGUGGGAUAUAUUACAAUAAUUCGGAAAAGGUUUCAAAAGAUAAAAUCCGCAUCGCUACGUUAACAAAAUAUGUUGAGGAAAAGCAGGAGAAUGAAUAUGUAGAAGAGUUUGAGAAAUUUCCAUAUGGCCUGGGAAAGGCCUUCCACGACUCGCAACUACCGCAGAAUGUGGCAAAGAACAGAUACAAAGGAAUUUAUCCUUAUGAUGAAACGAGAGUGAAAAUUAGAGGCGGAGAAUCCGACUUUAUCAACGCUAGUUAUAUCGAUGGUUAUAAUAAACGAAAUGAAUACAUUGCAACCCUGGGUCCAAUGUCAAAGCAACUGGGAGAUUUCCGUAUUUUCUGGCGAAUGAUUUGGCAAGAAAAAGUUGAAAAAGUUGUCAUGGUAACAAACCUAAUAGAACAAGGAAAUCCGAAAUGUGAGCAGUAUUGGCCGGACCCCGGGACCAGUAAACUGUAUGGAGAAGUGAACGUCAGAAGUGAAAACGAACAGACGUUUUCAGAUUAUACAAGGAGAUCAUUCAUCUUGAUUAAGGGCUCUGAACAAAGAAAACUGCACCAUCUACACUUUACUUGUUGGCCUGACAAAGAUGUUCCUGAGAAUGUCACUUCAAUCAUUGAUUUUAGACAGGCUGUCAUCAAUUCGACAACACAGUUACAUGGUCCAGUCCUUGUUCAUUGCAGCGCUGGUGUCGGAAGGACCGGGACCUACAUUGCACUUGACAUUUUGACCAAUGAGGGAGAGACCGAAGAAGCAAUCGCCAUACAGGGUUGUGUGAUCAACAUGAGGCAAAACAGACCAAACAUGAUUCAGACACUGGGACAAUACAAAUAUCUACACAGAGCAUUGGUUCAUUCAUUGACAAUCGAUUGUCAGACAAUAAAGGGAGACCACCUUCAAGACUUUAUGACUUCUACUAACAAGACGACAAUUGACAGACAAUUUCAGAAGCAAAUGAAUUCAGCUGUUGAACAAAAGUCAGACGAAAACCACCGUGCUGUAGAAAGGAAUAAACUGAAAGAUGGAAAUAGACCUUCUGCAGAUGUUCCUGGUGAUGUAAACAGACCACGACUCUUUCUCUAUUUGAAGCCCGGAGCAUCUGACUACAUUAAUGCUAUUUAUAUUGACAGCUUCACGACGAAAAGGCGAUAUUUAGUGGCACAGACGCCUCUGCCAUCUACGCUGACAGAUUUCUUUACCCUUGUUAUGCAAGAAAACUGUUCCUGCAUUGUUAACCUUGAGCCCGAUUUGGACAACAAUGGGGAUAUCGGGUUGUACUUUCCUGCCGACAACCAAGUACUGAGCAGAGGUUCAUUCACCGUAAUCAGUCAGAAGGAGGUGCAGCCGACGUUCACAAAGAGGACACUGAAGUUUGAGUAUUCAGGAGCUACAGGGACAACCAAGGGACAUUCUGUACCGCACCUGCAAUUUACUGACUGGGACAAAAAGAAGGUCGUGCCACGGUCUGCUAAAACGUUUCUGCGUUUUAUUGAUGAUGUGGAGGAAGUGGCAAACUCGUCUCCUUACGAUGGGCCUAUACUUAUUCACUGUCUGGACGGUGCUAGCAAGAGUGGUCUGUUCUGUGUGAUAUCUUUGCUCAUACAGAGGAUGAACUGUGAAGGUGAGGCCAGUGUUGUGAAUGCAGUUCGAAAGGUUAGGUCUAGGAGAGCAUUGGCCAUUCCCUGCAAGGAGCAAUUUCAAUUCUGCUACGAUUGUCUACUAGAGUACGUAAACACCCAUGACGGGAACACAUACUGCAACAUACAGAGGGUGGGUUUGAGACAGUAAAAUGUUUAGUGUCUUUACGCUCGAUUGACUUUUUUACCCUUUACUGAGAGCAAGAAAUCAGGAGUUCCCGCAUUUGUCAAAACACUGUGGAAACAAUUUGUUUGCCUUAUUUGAACUUUUAUUAACUAUAUUUCUUUAUGUAUAGUUCAUUUAACCAGGACGUUUUUUUUCUAAUUAUCAUUUGUAAGUAUAAUGUACUAACGCUUGAAUAUGUAUAAUCGCCGGCAAUAUACUAAUUGUACUCUCUAGUUAUGUAUUAGAGACUUUUUCAUUGAACUGAACAAUUUUACUACCAAUGUUGAUUGACUUUGUAUGCGCCACUGCUGUAAAUAGUGAUUUUGUUUUGACUGCGAUUGGUGUAUUGUUGAUGUUUUGCAUGUUGUAUAUAUUCUGCACUUAAUAAUCAGAUUUUAGUAUGAAGACGUAAAUUGCAAUUUCAAAAAUGUGUAAUUUGAAGUUGUAAUAUCUUAUGCUUUCGCGUUAGUUUAUAUAGUUUUUUUUGAGGAGAUAAUCUUUUGAUAUUUUACUGUUUCAAACAUUAGAUUUAGACAUAAAUACGAUAAUUAUUAAGCGUUCUCUGACGUCACUCUUUUCCCAUAAUUCUCUGAUAAGUGGCGCUGUUUUUAGCGCUUUCAUUGUUAAGCACUCCUCCGGUCGAGCGGUCAUUGUUAAGAUAUUACAUUUGAAAAAAAUUGAAAAGUGGCGUCUGGUGAUGCGAGAUUUAAGAACGCGGUAGAUGUUGAGGGUUUCAUUUGCGACCCAGGGCAAAAGGGAGAGCUAUUGUCCCGGGAAUUGCUAGAACUUACUCCUAGAGCAAAAUCAACAAAGAAAACGAUCUUGACUUCAACGAUUUGCUGAAAGAGAGGGACAUUUUACGAAGGAAUGUCAAAGAAAAAGGCCCGUGGAGAGAAGAAGCGUCUUUGCACUGUAAUAGAUGCGUUGAAGCAGCUGGCUUCUUAAAGUUUGAUAGUUUUCACUACUCUAAAGAGUAAGUCCGAUAUCAUGUCAAAUUCAAACGUAAGCACACACUGCUGAGUAACAAUUCCACCGACGUCAUUUCUAAAAUUGCCACUUGUGAAAGCUAGUUUUGGGGGCUUAUUCUGUAAAAUACUUUGCGAUCACUUAUCCUCUAUGUACAUGUCAAUAAAUAUAACCUUUU
This is a messenger RNA of Mya arenaria, 5480 nucleotides long. RefSeq lists its product as uncharacterized. Lineage: Eukaryota; Metazoa; Mollusca; Bivalvia; Myida; Myidae. Bases 251 to 4321 code for a protein of 1356 amino acids. Gene Ontology annotation, biological process: protein dephosphorylation. The record is from RefSeq and is a predicted model, not a curated record. Gene Ontology annotation, molecular function: protein tyrosine phosphatase activity. The transcript has 22 exons.